Molecule: messenger RNA, 3588 nt
Organism: Cryptosporidium ubiquitum
Lineage: Eukaryota; Apicomplexa; Conoidasida; Eucoccidiorida; Cryptosporidiidae
Product: dictyostelium gelation factor
Exons: 1
Coding region: 1-3588 (1195 amino acids)
Molecular function (GO): protein binding
Source: RefSeq, a predicted model, not a curated record
AUGGUGCACUCAGUCUGUAGUAAAAAUGGUGAUACAAAGAGUGAACUUUUUUCUAGGUUGGAUCCACAUAAAUUUAUCCCACUGAAUUCCAAAAUCGCAAAAGAAAUAAAUGCUCAGAUCCCCAUGGGAAUAUAUGGUGGAACUAAAAAAAAUGAGGCACCUUACUUGAACUCCAUGAAAAAUUCAAGUCUAAUGGUUAUGGAGUUCCUCCCUACUCAACAAAUUGUUAAGUGUGAAACUCUUAAUAUGCGAAAUGAUGAUUCAAAUGAUAUUCAGCUUAGUAGAAAAGAUGGCAGAGAUAAAAACGAAUAUGAUUCAUAUUCGUUCGGUGCUAUUAAAAAAAAUUAUUUUGAUAAGAAAUACUUGCAAAAUAAAUAUAAUUCGGAUGAUUCAUUUAUGAAAGAUUUAUUUUCCACAAGAAAAAUACAGGGGGAAAUAACAAUUAAUCAACUCAUUAAACAAGCAUCUGGAAUAAUAACAGAAGAUGUAGCAAAAAACUGCAGAGCUACAGGAAUUGGAUUGAAGAAAGCUAUCUCAGGUGAAAUUACUCAGGUAAUGAUCUAUACAUAUUCUGAAAAUAAUCAAAGGAUAACUUAUGGGGGAUACAAUUUCAGGAUUUUAUUAACACCAUACAAACAAUUAGACAAUUUAAAUGGCCAAGAUCAAGUUUCACUUAUUUCCUUGGAACUAUUUGAUAUGAAUGAAAUAUUUGAAGGAAGUGUAAUAGAUAAUCAUGAUGGUACUUACACAGCAUCAUACAUUUGUAAAAAAGCUGUCCCACACAAAUUAGAAAUUUUUGAAGGCAAAAAUAAGAACUCAAUAGGAGAAUCCCCAUUUGUAGUUCAAGUAACUCCGGGGAAAUCAUAUCCGGAAUUAUGUUGGGCUGAAGGUGAAGGAUUGAAAUAUUACAAUAUAGAUGGAACAAUAUCUACAUUUAAAAUACAUUCUGUGGAUAGGAUGGGGAAUAAAACUAAAAGGGGAGGAGACCAAUAUGAAGUAUUUGGAGUUGGAGGGAUCAAAAUUCAACAAAUAUUAGAUUUGAAAAAUGGAGAAUAUGAGGUAUAUUAUAAAGUACAUAAAUGCAAUUUAGAUGACUAUAAAGAAAUUAAUAUUAAAUUAUAUGGGCAAUAUAUCAAAACUCCUGCAUUUUAUCCAAUAUCUAAAUUCUCACCAAAUAACAAACUGAUGGAUAAAAGUUGUGAAAUUGAUCAAAAUAAUUUGUUAAAUAAAACAAUCCUGAAAUUUGACAAUUUGUCAAUUGAUAUUAAACCAGCUUAUACAUUAUCAAUGGUAUUCAAACAUUUUAAUGAAAUGAAAAGAAUGGGUAAUGAGAUUGACAUCUCAAUACCUAAUUUGGCCCCAUUUCCAGAAGAAAGAGAAGAGAAAACAAACAGGGAAAUAAUUAAAAUGCUUGGAAUAAUUAACGAAUCAAAAAACUUUGAGAUCAAUAAUAACAUGAUUUUAAACGAUAAAAUCAGAGCUACUGUACUGGACGAUUAUAGAAAUAACACUUUAAAAAGUGUUACAAAUAAACUUAUUAAAAACGAGGAGAUUUUAAAUGAUUUAUCUAAAGCCAUUGUUUUGCACUGUGAAACUGGGAAAAAACAUGAUAAAAAAUUAGUUAAAGACGAAAAAAAAUUAGAGUCUGAAUUAGAUGAUAUAACAGAUUGCCAACAAAGAAUGUUCGCAACGUAUUCAUGUUUACAACAAGGUGGUAUUGAUAGCCUACCAGUUUCAUUUGAAUUGGAAGAUCCUGAAAAAGUCAAGUCUCGUCAAAUUAAAGAUCGAAAAUUCUACAUUGAUACAUACAAUUUGUUAGAAAAAAAGUUCGAAGAAAUUAAUUUAAGGAAAGAAUUAUUUGAAAAAAAUAGAGAUGAAUAUACACAGAAAUUGCAUCGAACAUUAGCAACCAGACAAAAAUCUAUAAUAAAAACUCAAAGAAGUUAUAACAGAAUAUUGGACGAGUUAGACAAAGUUUAUUUGCAAUUAUCGAAAAAACAAGCAAGAAGACAAGAUUUAUAUAAAAAUUUGAAAUCUGAAUCACUGAAAGUAUUUGAAGGUCUAGAAAAUCAAAAAAUAUUAGAUCUUCAUUUAAAGAAAAAUGCGGUUAUAACAGUAAAUAACGAAGGAAAUGAAAUUGAUAAACGUAUAAACCAAGACGAAACAGAUAAUAACAUUAAAAGGACGACUGGGAAGGACAGAAGAUACAAUAAUUAUUCUUACUUGAUUCCUACAGAUCCAGAAAGCCCAGCAUUUUGGUUUGCAGAAGCAUCAUACCUUAGGGAUGAAAAGGAAAAAAUUAAUCAAUACAAAAAACAUGACGAUGAUUAUGAUACAAAUAAUCCAUUUAGUGACAAUCCACAAAAAAUCAAAAGAUGGGAUUUGGACGAUGAUAGUAGAUGGAUUAGUUGUCCUUCGAGUGUUUCAAUAUCGUUUUCAACAAUGAAAACACCUGAAAUACAACCAAUAAAACAAAAAGGAAUGUUUAAAAAUAAUAAUGAAACCGAAAAUUUGAGUCAAGUUAAAAAAGAAAUCGUAGUUAAUAAGAAAAGAGAUCCCAUGCUACCUGAUAAUAUGAAUGAUGAAGAAAUAAAUAUAAUUAUUCAAAAAGAUAAGGAAAGAAAGAAUGCGUUUGGUAAGGCACCAAAUAUUCAAAAAGGUAAUUUAGAGGAUGAUAAUGUUAGUCCAUGGGUUAAGAGACCACCAAAUCCAAAAAAAAUUAAGUCAUUUUAUAAUAAGUCUUUGGAUGAUAUUAAUGAAAAAUUAUUUAAAGUAACUAAAGAAGAUUCUAAUAAUGAAGAGAUGGAACAUGAAAUUAAAUAUGAGUCAGACUUAAAUCACGAUUACAUAGAUUUUGAUCUGUUAAAUAAAGAUGUAAAAUUAUUACCUGAAAUAUUUUGGGAUAGAGAUUUCAUUCUCAAUUUAAACUACAAUGCAAGAAAAAAAGAAGAUUUUGAGAAGAUAAAAAAUGUUUGGCAAGAACAACUGAAACCGGGUUAUGAGAUGAAAAAAGAUAUUGAAGCUGAGAAAUUAAAGUUAAUGGAGUUACUCCCGGAAAAAUACUCUAAUAUUAAUCAGUUGAAUGUUAUGGAAUAUCAUGAAGAAAAUAAUUCGUUAAACAAUGUAAAAAAUAGUGAUUUAGAAAAUAGUGAGUGGAAGCACAUACAUCAUACAUUUGAAAGCGAUCCUAGGGAUGUUCCAUGGGAAUUUUUAGACGAGAUCUCAAAAUUAGGCACUAUGCCAAGUGAAGAAUUGAAUAAACAAGAGUUACAAAAGUAUAUUGUCGAAUCACUAGUAUUAGAUGGGAAAAGUUUAUCCGAUAAAAGAAAUCAGAUUAAAGAAAAAUUAAUACAGGAAAAAAAACAUUUUAAAGAGUUGGAGGUUAAAAAAAUAGACAAUAUAAGGUCUGAAGAUAUGACUAAUGAUCAAAAAACAAAAUCGGAAACAAGUAAAAAUGACGUUAAAUUGGUUGUAAAAAUGAAAAAAAGUGAUUCAAAAGUAUCAAAUUCCGUAGGAACAAAAUUAUUAUUAAGUAGAAAAAAUUUUGAUACUAGAAGAGAACAAUUCGAGCGUGACAACUUUGUUUAA